GAGGAGGCUGCUUGACACAGGAGACAGCAGACAAAAGAAGGCGGAACUACGUGGCUUCCAUUCAAAAAAAACAACAACCCCGAAACCCGGGGGGAGCCGCGUCCCUCCAGCACCAGGAGCUGCGCGGGGGCCCGCGGGGCAGCACGCACCGGGCGGCGCGCGGCUGCGGGCCAUGGAGCUGCCCUGCCGCCCGCUCGGGCUGAGGAAGCGCGGAGCCGCCGCCCGGCCAUGAGGGGCACGGCCGGCUGGGCGCGGGGGUGGCGGAGGCGCAGCCUCCUGCUGCUCGCCUCCUGGGCCGCCGGCUGGCUGCUGCUCGGCACGCUGCUCUUCCUCGGCCACCCCAGCGUCUUCUCCGAGCGCUGCACGGACGAGCGGAGCCGGCGGAUCCUGGCCAGGCUGUGUCUUGACUACAGCAAAGGAGCCUUGACUGGUGACCUGUGUGAAGACUUGUGUAUAGCACAGAAGCUGGUGUACAAACACUGUCUUUAUUAUGACAGAGGUAAGAAAGUGAUCCAAGCUGAGUGGAGAGGCCAGCCAGUCAUCCUAAAAUCCAAAAAGGAAAUUUUUUCCAGUUAUCAGCGCCUCAGUUUGCUAGAGGAAAUGGAAGCACAGGAUGUCCCUGAAGCAGAGCUUUUGCUCGUGGUUGCCUUGGAGGUCAAAAGUGUCUUGGGUCUGGAAUUUUCCAACAGCAGCAUAGGACCUUUGUGGACUAGAAGGAGAGGGCUUCAUUGGAAAGCACAAGUGGCCAGCAUGUGGUCCUUGCUUCAGCAGGAAGAAUAUAUCUAUUUCAGUCUACUACAAGACUUCAGCAAACAUGUCCUACGGGUCCUUGGCUCCUGUGGCCAUUUCUAUGCAGUGGAGUAUCUCACUGCUGGACAUGCCUGGCACAAAACACUUUUCCCUCUGGAGGAUGCAGUUGGCCCCUCCUUCAGUGGCACUAAAAGCAAAGUGAAAGCAAUCAUUGACAUUGCACUCAGUUUCCUGGAUAUGGUUCAUCAUUUUGAUAAUGACUUUUCUCACCGGCUUCACCUGUGUGAUAUCAAACCAGAAAACUUUGCUAUCAGAAACGAUCUCACGGUAGUUGCAAUUGAUGUGGAUAUGGCCUUUUUUGAACCUAAAAUGAGGGACAUCCUUGAACAGAACUGCACAGGAGAUGAAGACUGUAAUUUUUUUGAUUGCUUUUCAAAGUGUGACUUGAAAAUCAGAAAGUGUGGAGCACAGAGGGCCAACAACAACCUGCAGGUCAUUUGUGACAAAAUAUUCCGUCACUGGUUUUCUUCAAAUCUCAGGGGACCCGCAGUUCCCUUCCCCUUCCAGUCGCGGUUGCAGAAGGCUGUGCACAGGUGUGCUGAACCAGGGUCUAAGGAUUUUACUUCAUACCAGAGAACUUCUCUGAACUCCCUCUCUGAGUUGUACCAACUACUCCGAGCCAGUCAAAAAGAACUGCAAAUGGCGGAUGGGUAGCCCCACCACAAGCAUAGUAAACAGAGUCUGUAUGAAAAAUGGCCUGCAUUUUCUCUCUCUCCCCCACCUUCUCUAACCCUUUGUAUUAAUUUUUACAGAAUAUAGAUUGGUCUUCUGCUAUGCAAAUGAAAGUCACAAUUGAAGAUGCAGCAAAUACUAUGAAUACCCUUUGGAGUGUGAAAUUGUUUUACGUUACAUGGCAAUGUACAGUAUAGAUGGACUCUAUUCUCAUUUGUUUUUCUGAGUGCAUACUGGUUCAGCCCAUUGACAUUCUGCGCUGUUGUUUGCACAAGGAAUUGUAACUCCUGCUCAAAUAACAUCUGUCUGAAUGCUGGGCCAAGAGUGAUAAUACAUUUAGACACAGAUGCUGCUUUGAAGGUGAGAAGUGUAAUUGCUUAGCAGAACUAAAAUUAAUAAGUUAAAAUAGGUGCACAAGGUUUCUCUUUUUUUUCACCCCAGAACCAGGUUCUGAAAAACAGUUUAGUGCAGAGUACUCCCUACCAACAGGCAGCCUCUACCAGGAGGAAAAUGGAUUGGCACAGCAGCAAAGGGCUGCUUUGAUACAAAUUUUUUAUUCUGAUUCUGAUAUUCUCUAAAACAUAGUUUCUUUGUAUCUGAUGAGUUGACAGUCCAGGAAGAUAUUAUAGCAUGAUAAGCAGCAUAAUUGUAAUUGCAUACCGCUGCUAGAAUUAUAUAUGGGAUAAACCCCCUACUGGGCAAACACUUAUUCUGCAAUGUGGUCUUACAAUGGCAUAGCUAUAUUUGUAUAAUUAUGUUGGUGAACUUCACAUAUAGACAAGCCCUUGGAUACCUCUGUAAGAAGGUACUUUACUGGGAGACUGUAGCUUACCAUCACCUGGAAUAUGAGGCCAAUCACUCUCAGUCCCUUCCCCAUAAGCGGGAAGGAUCAGGGAGUACUGCUGGCACCUUCACUCUACAUCAUUAGUGCUCAACCUUUUGGCCCCACAGGUCAGGUGAAUGGUGCAAAGCCCAGCUGCAGGCUGGAUUGGGCUGUCUGUAGGGGCUGGACUGGCAGGCUGGAUUGGUCCCAGGGGCUGGCACCUCCCUUCCCUCCCCCUUGUGUGUUGGGAUUGGGGGCAAAAUUGAGGCCUGGGGCUCUCCACAGGUCUGGACAUUUUGCAGCAGGGGAGCAGCGCCACCACUUUCUCACUGCCAAAUUUUAGGACCAUGGGGAGUUUUGCAGGCUGGAUGACACAGUGCUACAGGCUAGAUCUGGCCCAUGGACUGGAGACUGAGCACCCCCACUCUACACAAAACCCUGCCAUAGCCCAGGUUUUGAUUUUUGGUGAUUUUAGCCUGUUUUGUUUUGUUUUUUUAAUGAAUUUUGCAUGAAAAUUUGUCAUCUGCAUUCAGUAAGACCAGUGACAUGAAUAAGGAUUGCUGGAUCAGGGCAUCUUCAACUCUCUAACUGUGGCUAACAGGUGAAAACAGAUGGGUGAAAACAGUUACAGUUUUGUUUGGAUCUUUGUUCAUAUUGUGCCUGUUUGCCACUGCUGCCAAGUUCAGGUACUGGGAAAACAAAGCACGGACCUUUGGCAACACAGCGUUUAUCAGAUAUAAGUUCUUCAGAUGGGCAAUGCUGGGUUGGGAGGAGGGAGGGCAUAAUACAGCACCUAGUCUUCAUUUGUUGUCUUCAAUUUGCCUUUCAAGCAUUAGGCUAUGCAACAACAUUAAGGCAUCCAAGCAGUGCUUUUACCUGUGGGCUUUAUCUAAACUAAGAUAAGAAUGUAUGAUUUUAAAACACAUGAUUUUAAACCACUGCUAAGCAUGUAAAAAUGUGCUAGCUAGUUGGGAGUAUUCUAGGAACAACCAAGACUAGGUAAACAUUAGGCUAAGUGGUAUUCUUUUUCCUAGACAAGAAAAGCACAAAGAAAGAAUGAAAUCAAAUUACUUGUCGAGGGUCAUACAGGAAACCAAGUGCCCAAGCUAGGAUUAGAACUACAAGAGAUGCUUUACUGCAAAAUAGCAUAGUUUACUAAACAGUAAGCACAUGUACGUGCUUACUGCACAGCAAACCUCGCUAAUCAUGAAUAAAUUUGCUACCUGCAAAUGCAAGUAGCAAAUUUUCUCAUGAUUAGUAACAGCUCAGUAGUGCUCAUGUAGAUGCUUGACCAGGAGCAAAUCUGCUCCUGGCCAUCCAUCCACUGGGGGGUGGGAGAUGGCUCCCUGCCCCCAAGAGCUGCCUGCUGCUGGGGCGGGCUGCACCAUCAGAGCCCAAGCGGGUACUAUGUCCCCCUGCCCCAGCAGCAGGGAGCUCCAAGCCUUGCACUCCAAGAUCGCAAUCGGGUUGUGGGGUCUGAGAGAUCAUUAUCUUCCAGCCCCCACCUUGCCAUCAUAACCAGGGGACAGGAGGCUGGGAGAUCCUUAUCUCCCAGCCUAAGCUCUGCAUAAGGAUCUCCCAGUGCCAGCCCCGCUGUCUCCUGUGACUGCAGAGCUGGCUCUGGGAGCUCCCUGCUGGCAGGGCCUGGAGAGCCUGCUCUCUGCCCAGCUCCAUGCUCACUGAGCUAAGCAGAAACAGGCCCCCCAGCCUCUGUCUCACAGUCAUGCAGCAGGGGCUGGGAACUGUCCUGGUCAGAAGCAGGUCCCAGCCCCAUGCCCCAAUCAGGUGGUUGAGGCACAGGGCUUGGAAAGAACUGCAGGGGUGGGAUAGGUCCCAGCUCCCUGCUCCAAUGUGUUGGUGGGGCAGCUAGCAGCGAGAUAUCUGCUAGCUGCCCCACCGGUGGAUCAGGGAAGGCAGCUGGGACCUAUCCCUCCCCUGCAACUCUUUCCAAUUCCCCUGCCCCUGAUCAGGAAGCCAGGGCCAGGAGCUCUUGGCUGCUGGGUCAGGGAGACAUUGUCCUCACUCUGGUAGCAAGCAGCCCCUGGGGGCAGGAUGUAAUGUCCCAGCCCCAUCCAGGAAACAGCUGUCUCCUGGCCCUGUGCUCCCUGCCAGCCCCUGGGCUAGCAGCCAAGGGGAGCCUAGAGCUCCUCCUGCUGGCAGCAGGGGCCAUUGCAGGGCCCCAGGAAGUGGAAGCUGUUUGCUGCCAUUAUCAUCAAAUCUGCUCCCACUUCCCUGCAUGUGCAGAUGCCUGCCUGUGAGCACUUGCUCAUGAGUAGUUUACUCACAAGUAAACUGAUCCUGGAUCAAAUAAAUGUGUAGAAGGGCCCCAGGAGUACCUAGUGGUUGGUAAAGUGCCCUAUUUAUUAGAUAAGAUGCACAGACUGGACACAGACAACAGUGUAUUAUGAUCUUCUUCUAAAGUAGAAAACAAACCCCCAAAAUCCAAACCUCAUUACCAAGGUGUCACUUAAAAAGUUAGUGAAACUCAUGGAAGAGAGACACUGUAGAGUUAGUCUGCAGUCACUGAACUGAAUCAAAAGCCUACAAGAUUACAUGAAAAGUUUUAUGCAAAAGGGGACCUGAGCCAUGUCCCCACAUGCAGGUGUGUGGUUUGUGGUGCCACAAGCCUCUUUGUGGUGCCACAAACUGCACGUGUGGAAUGUUAAAACAGCGUGGGGGCAAAAUUUGCAAUGAGGAUUUCCCAGUAGCAAAAGCAAAAACUCCAGAAAAAAAAAGCAGCGUGGCAUACGCUACAAUAGCGUGCACCAGAACCAGUGGAGGCUAGGUCCUUCAGGAGGGUGCUGCUCUGGCUGCCGGCUAGAAUGUCUCCACUCCUCCAUUUGUGCCGCAGCUGCUUCAGUGCUCUGGGAGCUGGGUGGAGCUGGGCAAGGGCAGUUUGCCCAAAGCGGGACACAGUGUUCUAUAACAAAGUACCUGUGCAGGGGCAUGCAAUGCAGCACAAAGUAGUGGCACAGAUGUGUGCCACUGCAGGUGCAUGCCUCUGCACAUCUGGAUGUGGCCAUACAGUACCAUAAAUGGAUACAAGGGGCAAAAGAAAAGGGAAAAAAUAGGCAAAAUGGGCUCAACUACUGAACAGCUCUGGGUAUUGCCCUUGAAUAACCUAGUCAAGGUAAGAUAAAAACUUUCCUUCUUGACUCACCUAUAGCUCAGAUCAAAUGGUAAAAGUCUGUGGGAUUUCCUGAAGCAAGAAGAUGCAGAGCUCUGUUAACCAGGCUGAACAUAUAUGUGCAUAGACUGAGUUAUAGGUGUUAAGUUAGAUGUAGCUUUUUAAAAAGAAAACACUAACAAGUGUGUGUGUUCAAUAAAGAGAAGUAAUGACAGAUUUAGAAAGGUCAUUAGUAGCUCUCUGUGCAUACCCUACAUACAUAUACUACAGGAGAACCCAAGUAUAGCUUAGAUCAUCUGGCAGCCAGUCUGUGGGGCCAUCACCAUUUGUUUCUUCCUUUUGGGGCCCAGAAAACACCACAGGGAAUCAACAGCAACUCUUUAAAUAUACUCUUCAUACUUUGUGCUAAUAUUGCACUGCACCAUUUUCCUAGCCUUUGGUUUGCAUUUUGUGCACUUGAGUGAAACAUCUGUUGACAUGGUUGUUUAAAUCUUAAACUACAAGGGGAUAAAAAGUCAUCAUAAAACAAAACAUGGUAACAAGAUCUUGAAUAAACUGUCGUACCUUC
Alligator mississippiensis (American alligator) is the source of this 6000-nucleotide messenger RNA. RefSeq names its product divergent protein kinase domain 1C (gene DIPK1C). NCBI's taxonomy places the organism in Eukaryota, Metazoa, Chordata, Crocodylia, Alligatoridae. The record is from RefSeq and is a predicted model, not a curated record. The coding region runs from base 229 to 1464 and encodes 411 amino acids. The transcript is spliced from 4 exons.